This is a messenger RNA of Monascus purpureus, 1578 nucleotides long. The record is from the annotation of a GenBank genome assembly. NCBI's taxonomy places the organism in Eukaryota, Fungi, Ascomycota, Eurotiomycetes, Eurotiales, Aspergillaceae.
UCUACGUUUAUUGACACGGAGUGAAUCCGGAGUGCCAUAGAUCGACAUCCCACUCGGAGUUACUGCGACGUCUUCCCCCACGGCGUUUCCCGCGCGGGGGGAGAGUAAUAUAUGAUGACGCUGAGAGAAUCAAUUCAUCAGAUAGUCUACACCCAGAAGAAGCUCAAUUGAAUUCUCGGAAUCGACUCUUUCAAACAAACCAGAAUGUCCAAGCCAACAAUCGGAUUCGUCGGCCUCGGAGCCAUGGGCUUCGGCAUGGCCACCAACCUCGUGAAAGAAGGAUAUCCUGUGCACGGGUUCGACGUGUUCGCCGCUUCGGUUGAGCGAUUCAAGAGGGCUGGAGGUAUCCCAGCUGCAUCGUUGCGGGAGUCUGCAGAGGGGAAGGACUAUUAUGUUUGUAUGGUUGCGUCGGCGCCGCAGGUGCAAGAGGUGCUGUUUGGGGAAGAAGGAGUCGUGCAGGCCCUCCCUCGUAAUGCGACCCUGCUCUUAUGCUCGACCGUUCCGGCGCCCUAUGCCCAGUCCGUAUCAGAGCAGCUCGCAUCCCCGAAACACGGUAGAUCCGAUAUCAACUUCAUCGACUGUCCCGUCUCGGGCGGUGCCAAACGUGCCGCUGGUGGAACUCUCUCCAUCAUGGCUGGUGGGUCAGAUACAGCGGUUGCAAAGGGCAAAUUCCUCCUACAGGCCAUGUCGGACAUCAACAAGUUAUACAUCGUUCCCGGCGGCGUGGGAGCGGGAAGUAACAUGAAAAUGGUCCAUCAGGUAUUGGCUGCCAUCCAGAUCCUGGGUGCCAGCGAGGCGAUGGGAUUCGCAGCCAGAUUGGGACUGGACGCGGUGCAGACGCAGAAGGCUAUCAAUGAGUCGGAAGCAUGGACGUGGAUGUUUGAGAACCGGCUUCCCAGGAUGGUCGGGGAACAGUGGGAUCCAAAAGUGAGCGUUAGUGCCGUGACAAUUAUACUGAAGGAUGUAGGAAUCAUCACCGCAUCCGCUCGUUCCCACCAAUUCCCAACUCCCCUUGCCUCAACAGCAGAGCAGAUCUACCUGUCAACCCUCUCCCAGGGCUUAGGUGCACACGACGACUCCAUCAUGGUCCGCCAGUACUACACAGAACCAAUCGCCAAAGUAGUUCCCGCGAAGACGCCAGAGCAAACAGCCGAAGCACUGCAAUUAGUCAAAGACCUCAUGGUAGGCAUCAACCUCUGCGCUGCAGCAGAGGCAAUCGCCUUCGCACGCUAUCUCAAGGUCGAUCUCGACCAGUUCUACGGUCUUGUCACCGAGGCGGCCGGGUCCAGUAGGGUUUUCGCCACGAGUGGUUUGGAGAUGAUCCGGGGUGCUGUCACUACGCAGCUGGAGACGGCUGGUAACGGUAUAGGGGAGAAAUUGGUCAGGGUGACUCAGACUGCGAGGGAUUUGAGCUGUCCGUUGCACUUGGGGAAUGCGGCGUUGAAUGUGCUGUGUGUUGCUAAGAGACGCGGGGGUGUGGUGAAGGUGUUUGAAUGAUGUCUCUUAGUCAGAGUAGUGAUCUUUAGUUAACUACCAUUGAGAAUGCAUGAAAAUGCGGAUAAUUGCUACCGUAUUUCC